Molecule: messenger RNA, 1708 nt
Organism: Nothobranchius furzeri (turquoise killifish)
Lineage: Eukaryota; Metazoa; Chordata; Actinopteri; Cyprinodontiformes; Nothobranchiidae
Product: small integral membrane protein 29
Biological process (GO): sperm-egg recognition
Cellular component (GO): membrane
Source: RefSeq, a predicted model, not a curated record
AUGUUUGAGCAUGUUGGUAGAUUUAAGGCCGCGUAGGUGAUGUUCAGAAUCAGCCGACCCACUCCUCACUCAGGAAUGUCAGAGAGCAGGUUGGGAACUGAACACCACAAGAAGCAGGAAGGAAAUGUGUCCUCUCUCUGUAGUUAGCAUUACGGUAAGUCUGAUUGACUGGAAGAUUUACAUUUCUUUAAGGAUUUUUUGAAUUCACCAGCACAAAUUUCUCAGAAGUCCAUCCGCAGCGCGUGCGGUAAACCCUCCACAGCGACAUCUGGGUAGAAUGUGUUUGAAGCUCUAAAACAAGACUUGGAGGUGACACUUCUCGUCUGAAUGUGUCACACUCAGAUGGAAGACAGAAAAAGAUGAAUUUUAACUACACAACUGCGUUUACAUCAACACCCCACAACAAGCCUGAAUUUCCUGGUUAUUACGCUCUCAUCCCGUUUUUCCUCCUGAUUCUGAUAGGAUGUGCAGUAGCAGUGGUUGUUUACAUCAGAAGGAGAUCAAGAAUGGAUGAGCUACGCCACCGGCUGAUUCCUCUGUACAGCUACGACCCUGCAGAGGAGCAGCAGGAGUGGGGUGAAGCAGGUGGAGGGAACGAGGAGGCAGAGCAGGAACCUCUGAACCGACAGGCACAGCCGUCUUUCCCCUCUGACUAUGGAACAUGAGCAGAAAUAUUGGGAUCACACAUUGAACGGUGACUUUACUGAAUUUGGUGCACAGACCUGUAGAUGGCAACAUAAUCCUGUCUUUUGUCUCAAAUAAGGACCAUUUUAAAACCACCAACAGCCCUUUGAAACAGAUAUUGUGUCAGAAACAAUAAACUUGAAGUAGAAAAGUUGGUGAAAAGGUUUUUGUUUGCCAAGUUUGUCUCUCAGUGCGUUUACCUUCACCCACACCUGUUUGUGAUCAGUAAUCAGGGGCUCCGGUGGGGCUGACAUGUUAAGAUGUUUGCUGUAUUCUUCCACUCAUUUACAGGGAGCUGUAGACACAAAGACCCAAAGCAUGGAUUCAUCUGGACCGAGCUGGUCUCUGACCUCCAUCCCUCUUGUCCUCGUUCUGGUCGUCCCUGCUCUUACCUUGGACAGCCUGCUUUGUCACUUCUGUCCCCUGCAGCUUAAAGGCAAGUCCUGCCCCAAUGUCACCAGUCAGUGUUUGCCAUCUCAGCGUUGCUCCAGCUCCAGAGGUCUGCGUGGCCCGGUCCACAUCCUGUCGGCUCAGGGCUGCGUGGAUGCUGAGCUCUGUGGCUCUCAUGAGACGGUUACCUACCAUGGAGUCGAGUUUAACCUCAGUCACACCUGCUGCUGCAGGGACAAAUGCAACGCUGCACCUAAGUCUGACACCAGCCUAAAGAAGCUGUUGGGGUUGGUAGAAGCAGAACCAGACCAUGCUGCUGAAACAGAGGAAUCUUGGAGUUCAUGUGAAAACUUCACAGCAUCAACAAUAACUCUUCCUAACAUGAAGCUAUGAGGUGUGAAGUACUGAGGGUAGGCCUGUUAGCCACCCGAGUCUCCAACAGGAGACUAACAUUUAAUCAAAUGUUUGCAUCCUUUGUAAAGUUUUGUAAUUUGAUGUGUAAAUAUGAUGAUGAUGGUGAUGAUGAUGAUUCAGAGAGAUCAAGCAUCCUCCUGGACUGCUGACUGCCUUUAUCUGUGUGUUAACUGAUGGACGCAGCUGAAUAAAAGUGCUGUGAUAAAGCUGCUGUUAAGUC